Messenger RNA from Desarmillaria tabescens, 976 nucleotides. RefSeq lists its product as uncharacterized. The transcript is spliced from 6 exons. NCBI's taxonomy places the organism in Eukaryota, Fungi, Basidiomycota, Agaricomycetes, Agaricales, Physalacriaceae. The coding region runs from base 1 to 729 and encodes 242 amino acids. The record is from RefSeq and is a predicted model, not a curated record.
AUGCAUACCUACUCCUUGUUGAGCAUGGUCCUCCUGCUCGACAUUAUUGUCCAGUCAACUCAGGCCGCCCACUAUGCCCGUCUUCUAAUACGUGAACUUACGCGGUAUCAGCGACUAUGCGUGCCUUUUUUGCUGGGCUUAUCUCCGUUUUGGCUGUUGUACGUCACCGUGCUUGCUGAGAACAUCGUGGUCACUGUAGGCCAUAAUACGACAAACAAUGCCAGUGCGGUGUUCCAGCCCCAGAGCGUGACUGCAAAGCUCAAUGAUAUCGUCGUUUUCAACUUUACGGAGGGAAAUCAUACCGUCACCCAGUCCCUUUUCUAUGCACCAUGUAUUCCCGCGAACGGCGCCAACAACACUGUUAAUGGGUUUGAUUCGGGAUUUCGUGACACCGUUAACGGCACUGCGAUAACCAUCCUUACUGUCCCUAUCACCACCGACAUUGAAAACCAAACGCUCUGGUUUUUCGACUACAACACCUGUGGCGAAGGGGGCGUGGGUGUGAUUAAUGUUAACGAGAGCAGCUCAGAAACGCUAGAAGGAUUCGAGCGCAAUGCUGUUCGUCUUAAUGGUACAGCUUCUUCUUCCACGUCUUCUAGCAUGAGUCGAACUUCGACGUCGACGUCUGCCUCAUCAACGGGAGAUUCAGGUUCCAACGAUGCCCAGCGCACCGUUGCAUUUGUAGGAGCAGCGAUGAUCCCCGUUAUCUUGUUAUCGGUGUUCCUUUAGACCGAUUCAAGACCGAUUGGAGCAUGCCUACUGAAAUUGUUUUUCUUGGGUUUUAUCCUUGUCAGACCGUGACGCUUUAUUUAUUAACGAUUGCAUCAUGAAUUUUUGUUCUCCUUCAAUGAUACUCUGAUACUCUGAUACUUCCUCAUCGACAAUUGUAAUCUGUUGCUUAUAAUUAUUGUACCCUGAUCCUGCAGUUUUGUUUUGUGUUAGAAUAACUGCUAUCGAUUUUAGGUCCCUUUUUUUU